Plectropomus leopardus (leopard coralgrouper) is the source of this 1212-nucleotide messenger RNA. Its product is annotated as inosine-uridine preferring nucleoside hydrolase. Gene Ontology annotation, molecular function: hydrolase activity, hydrolyzing N-glycosyl compounds. The record is from RefSeq and is a predicted model, not a curated record. NCBI's taxonomy places the organism in Eukaryota, Metazoa, Chordata, Actinopteri, Perciformes, Serranidae.
CUUUACUCCUCUGAAGGAAACCAUGGCAAAGAAGCAGGUGAUCAUCGACACAGACUGCGGCAUCGACGAUGCUCAGGCCAUAAUGAUGGCUCUGGCAGCGCCUAACAUUCAGAUCGUGGGCAUUACCUGCGUGUUCGGGAACGCAACGGUCGACAACGUGUGUCAAAAUGUUUUAAGGGUGCUCUCCGUCUGUGAGCGCCAGGGGAUUCCAGUUUUUCGAGGUUCUGGUGGUCCUCUGGUGGGAGCCAAUAAACCAGUUAGUGACCAUUUUGGAACCGACGGAUUCGGGGAUGUGAUUCAAGACAAAGACGCACACUGGGAGCAGAAAAUCCAGAGAGAGCAUGCGGUCAGUGCAAUGAUCAGACUGGUGACUGAAAACCAGAAGCAGGUCUCCCUGGUGGCUCUCGGCCCGCUCACUAAUCUGGCGUUGGCUGUCAGACUGGAUCCAUGUUUUCCACAAAAGCUCAAAGAGCUGUACAUUAUGGGAGGCAACAUGGAAGGAAAAGGAAAUGUGACUCUUUGUGCCGAGUUCAAUUUUGCAAUGGACCCGGAGUCGGCCUAUAUUGUUCUUGAAGAAUUCCUCUGCCCUACAUACGUGGCAUCAUGGGAAUACUCGUGCAGGAAUAAACUGACAUGGGAGUUCUUUGAGGUGCUGAUCAAUCAGGACGCUCCUGCUGCAAACUUUAUGAAGAUGAUAACGUCGAAAUGCUGGGCUUACUCUAAAAAGGCUAUGAAGAACAAGAGAGACGUGUACUUCGGACCCGGCUUUGUCUCUUACGAUGCCUAUGCGAUGGCGGCCUGUAUUGACGACAGUGUGGUGACGGACAGAAUCGAGUGUCCGGUCCGCGUGGAGCUGCAGGGCUCCAUCUGUCGCGGCAUGAUGGCGCUAGAUCGCACAAACGAGCUGAAGAAGAGCCACAGUGUGUUUGUUCUGACUAAGUGUGAUGUUGCAAAGUUUAGUCGGUUACUCUUAGAGUCUGUGAGACAACCCAAGAAGUAAUCAUUGAUGACCCACACGGGGGGAUGAAGAAAAAAAUAAUGUGCCACCCCGAAUCAAAUUGUUAUUAAGUGUAUUGAAUAAUUAUUUCAUGUUUUUUGGGGGGAGUUUUCUGCUGAAACCCUUUGUUAAAUCCUAUGAAAUCUAGAGCAAUAAAAGGCAAUGAGCAACUUUGUAAGAAAUGUUCCACAAGUUGCAAGAAAUUACUAGAUUUU